Gossypium raimondii (Peruvian cotton) is the source of this 519-nucleotide messenger RNA. RefSeq lists its product as uncharacterized. The record is from RefSeq and is a predicted model, not a curated record. The transcript has 2 exons. NCBI's taxonomy places the organism in Eukaryota, Viridiplantae, Streptophyta, Magnoliopsida, Malvales, Malvaceae. Bases 1 to 519 code for a protein of 172 amino acids.
AUGUCUACUCAGAAAUACAUGAGAAAAGGGUGUGAAGCUUAUCUUGUUUAUGUGUUAAAUACUGAGAUGACUGAGUCGAAGCUUGAAUCAGUACCGGUAGUCUGUGAAUUUCCAGACGUAUUUCUAGAGGAAUUGCCUGGGUUACCUCCGAUUAAAGAAGUUGAGUUUGCUAUUGAUUUAUUACCUGGGACUGCACCAAUUUCCAUUGCUCCAUAUAGAAUAGCUCCAACUGAAUUGAAAGAAUUAAAAGCUCAGUUGCAAGAGUUGACAGAUAAAGGAUUUGGAUUUUUGAUGAUUGCUUCUCCUAUGACUAAGCUACUGCAAAAGAAUGUUAAGUUUGAGUGGACUGAUAAAUGUCAGCAGAGUUUUGAGAAAUUCAAAACAUUAUUGACAGAGGCGCCGGUUUUGGUGCAACCUGAGACGGGGAAAGAGUUAGUGAUUUAUAGUGAUUCGUCACUAAACGGUCUUGGUUUUGUGUUGAUGCAAGAGGGCAAAGUAGUAGCUUAUGCUUCGAGAUAG